AUGUCGGGCUUGCUGACGACGGACGGAGUGCGGCAGCUCUAUCAAGACACGGCGGCGGACGCUGCGAUCCGAUUGCAAGUAUUGGGAGUCUACCGCUACUUAGCGGACCCUGCACUGAAGAAGCGACUUGGACAGCACUUCGCGGACGCGCGUGAUGUGUUUGACGUGCUGCUGAGCGAUGGACGCCACAAAAUCAAGGCAGUGCUAGCCACAAAGUGCCACAAACUCGUGUGGACGAGGGAGGUGACGGCCCGUAGUCUAAUUCGAGUGACUAAAUUCAAGGUUUUCAUGGAGGAUAAAGAGUACAAGCAUCGGGUGGUGCUGCUUCAGGACGUGGUCGUCACAUCACUAAGCGACGAUGGGAUUUUGCCGGAUAAAGUGGUGGCUCGACGCUACGGAUCCCGCCAAGCUGAUGACCAGCUUAAGUUUAUAUCAACUACCCACCCACGAGAAGUGGAUCUGCUCCCCUUGGUUGGAGAGCGGCUGUACUAUUUGCCAAUGCGAUCAGAUCAUUAUACAUUGGACUGGGCCUGCAGCUUCACAGGAGGACAACCUGACGAGGACUCGCCGCUGGAUGAGCUGGAAAGCAACUGGCCGAAUCGCUACGGAAUGCCCACGGCGGGUAAUGAACCUGCGACUAGCUCGGUGGCAUGGAAUAUCGUUCCGGACUACUGUUCGGACCUGUUUACGCCCGAGUGCAAGAAGCUCCACACGAUCCUGGAGGCCCUCGACAAGAUAAAGAUGAACAAUCGACAGGGAAUCAUCAGUAAUUUGAACCCGCCUAUGCUGGGAGCCAUCCGUGUCAAGUCGAAGGUGCUCAACUUGGGGGACCCGAAUAUAUCGAAUCCGUUCCCGUUUGCAUUCAACGCGGUUGUUGUGGACGCUACCGGUGUCUUCGAAGUGAUGUUCUUCGGCGCCAUGUGCGCCAAGUACUAUCUGUCCCUGCAUGAAGGGGACCUCCUUUCUUUUCGAGGUUAUUCAUCCGUCAAUCCACGAGAACUUCAGUGGAUGGCAACAACGAGUCCCUUGGUAUCCUAUCCAAACGACUCGUCUGGAAUCGUGUACCAUGUUCCAAAGAAGUACUGGAAGUUCCUCGAACUGGCGAAGAUUGCCCCACGUCUCCUUGCUGAUGCUUCGCUGUCCUCGCAACAACCAGGUUCAUGGCAUCUUCAUCAGCUAUGUCUGUCGUGGCUGGAGUGCAACUUUGUGACGACGCUGAAUACCCAGUACUGGGGUAAGAACGCAGGCGACCUCGAUGCCAUGUACUUUGACUUCGUCGGGGUAUUAUCAAAUGUCGGGAGGAUCUGCCGAAAGCGGAAACUGGACGAAGGUUCAUCGGAAGUGACCGAGUACCGGUGGAUCAAGAUGAUCGACAGCAGCUCGUCUCACGAGCUGGUCAUCAAGUUAGCUGAAUACUCGCAGCCAGCAGUGUUUCGGUCCCUCGAGGCUGGCAACACACUAAUGAUCACCAAGCUCCAGUGGGUCAUACUGCCGGAUAAGCGGAUCCAGUACGCAAAAACAAGCACAUUCUCGGUUCUACGGAUGAACGAAGCGGUGAUCCCGUUUCAUUCUCUUGAAGAGUGCAGUCUGAACGUCUACUUCGCAAACAACGUCAACAAGAACGCAGUCCUCGCCUCGCGCAAAGCUCUCGGGGAGAGCAAGUUGAGUGCGCAUAUUGAGAAGAAAUACCGGCCUCGGAAUCGGCUACCAACGAGUACUGAAGAGUUCAAGGAAGCGUUCAACUUGGACGUGUGUUCAUUCAGCGAUCUGUCGAUGCUGUUGCAGCGGAUGGAGGCGUUCGAACACCGCCACGUUGGCUUCAUCGGUCACGUACGUGCUGUAAGCAAUGGGGACGAUCCAGCACAAGACGGACCUUCAGUUCUGCUACAGCUCAACGAAACCACGCACACUGACCAGCUUCUGACCGUGGCUGUGAGCAUCAAUGCACUGUACCAGAGACCAGCCGUCAAAGGAAGCGUCAAGUCAGUGACCCCACCCAAAGCACUCCCAUUGAUCCGUCUCCUGCCGACUGCAGUUGUCGACGAGAUGUACACGAAAUCCUUUAAUGAUGGACCAGCGCGCUCUACACGAAGCAAAAUGCCAACACUGUCACUGGAGUUCGUCGAAGAAUACUUGGUCAGUUCGGAACGCGGUUUCUUCUUCUCGCUUCAACUCUACCGCGAUGGAAUCGGCCACGUUACAUGGGAAGUCGACGCCAUCCUUGCACUACCGUAG
This is a messenger RNA of Phytophthora nicotianae INRA-310, 2235 nucleotides long. RefSeq lists its product as hypothetical. The record is from RefSeq and is a predicted model, not a curated record. The coding region runs from base 1 to 2235 and encodes 744 amino acids. Lineage: Eukaryota; Oomycota; Peronosporomycetes; Peronosporales; Peronosporaceae. The transcript is spliced from 6 exons. Gene Ontology annotation, molecular function: single-stranded DNA binding. Gene Ontology annotation, biological process: regulation of DNA repair. Gene Ontology annotation, cellular component: replication fork.